Truncatella angustata is the source of this 2643-nucleotide messenger RNA. Its product is annotated as glycoside hydrolase family 3 protein. The record is from RefSeq and is a predicted model, not a curated record. Gene Ontology annotation, biological process: glucan catabolic process. Lineage: Eukaryota; Fungi; Ascomycota; Sordariomycetes; Amphisphaeriales; Sporocadaceae. The transcript is spliced from 7 exons. The coding region runs from base 1 to 2643 and encodes 880 amino acids. Gene Ontology annotation, molecular function: beta-glucosidase activity.
AUGGAGAACACUGAGACAAAGAGGUUUGGCGAUGGGAUAGAUCCUAAUGCGUCGCCCUUGGGCAGUGUUAACACCGCAACCACCCCUGGCACCGAGUACUCGCCUGCAGACAGUCCUUUGCCCAGGAAAGUUACUCUAAAAGAUAGUCGGCUUUCAGCCCAGGAGAAGUUGGCUUCUCUGAGUUUAGAAGAGAAGGUGUCCCUCUUGACAGCCGCAGACUUUUGGCGGACGAAAGCCAUCCCGGAAAAGAGAAUCCCGGCAAUCAAAACCAGCGAUGGACCAAACGGUGCUCGAGGCGGGAUAUUUGUUGGAGGAACCAAAGCUGCGCUGUUUCCAUGCGGUAUCUCUUUGGCUGCAACAUGGAAUAAAGAACUCUUGUACGAGGUCGGGCAGCACCUUGCUGAUGAGACCAGAGCAAGAUCAGCGAAUGUGCUUCUUGCUCCCACAGUUUGCAUGCACAGGCACCCACUAGGUGGAAGGAAUUUCGAGUCUUUCUCCGAGGAUCCGCUCUUGACUGGUAAACUUGCUAGUCAAUAUAUCCAAGGCCUCCAGUCCAAGGGCAUUUCUGCCGCCAUCAAACACUUUGUUGCAAAUGAGCAAGAAACUUUCAGGAUGACUAUCAAUUCAGUGAUGAUGGAACGACCGUUGAGGGAAUUGUAUCUUCGCCCAUUUGAGAUUGCGGUUCGUGAGGCCAAUCCGUGGGCAGUAAUGUCGUCAUACAACCUGAUCAACGGCGUCCAUGCUGACGAGAAUAUUCAUACUCUGAAAAACAUCCUCCGAGGGGAGUGGGGAUACGAUGGCACGGUCAUAUCUGAUUGGGGCGGUACAAACUCGACAGUUGAGGCCCUGAAAGCGGGUUGCGAUAUCGAAUUCCCAUUUUCCACUAAAUGGAGGUUCGACAAGGUGCUCAAGUCACUAGAGGACGGGGUCUUGACGCAGACUGAUAUAGACCAAGCAGCAGAAAAUGUCCUAACAUUGGUGGAGCGAACAAAGGGAGACGACAUGACUGAGGAACGGGCAGAACGUGAGGACGACCGAGCUGAGACAAGAGCCUUGAUACGCCAAGCUGGUGCUGAAGGCUUGACACUCUUGAAGAACGAAGGGUCCAUUUUGCCGAUUGCCCCGGAAACAACCAAGAUCGCAGUCAUCGGGCCCAACGCCAAUAGAGCGAUAGCAGGUGGUGGUGGCAGUGCCAGUCUCAACCCAUACUACAACACACUACCUUUAGACAGCAUUCGAGCUGUCGCUCAAGGACAGGUCACUUACGCACAGGGGUGCCAUAUUUUCAAGUGGCUACCGGUUGCGUCGCCUUACUGUGCUGAUAGAUCUGGUAAGCCUGGGGUCACCCUUGAAUGGUUCAGGGGGGAUACAUUCGAGGGUGAGGUCGUUGUUAAACAACGCCGAACAAACACGGACCUGUUCUUGUGGGAUUCUGCGCCGCUAGCGGAAACGGGACCGAAAUGGUCUGCAAUUGCAACAACCUACCUCACGGCAACCCAAUCCGGCAAACAUACGAUCAGCUAUAUGAGCGUUGGCCCAGGGCGUCUAUUUGUCGACGGAGUGCCAGCCCUUGACCUAUGGGACUGGACUGAAGAAGGUGAAGCCAUGUUUGACGGAUCGAUCGACUACAUGGUGGAUAUUGAUAUGCAGGCUGGCAAACCUAUUGAGCUUCGUGUGGAGAUGACAAAUGAAUUGCGGCCUAUCGCAAAGCAAAAGACCUUCCACAUGACGCACAGAUAUGGUGGGUGUCGUAUCGGUUUUAAGCAGGCAGAUGCUAUCGACUAUUUGCAAGAGGCUGUAGAGGCGGCAAAGGCAGCGGAUGUGGCCGUGGUUGUCAUUGGUCUGGAUGCUGAGUGGGAGUCGGAGGGGUAUGACCGAAAAACCAUGGACUUGCCAUCAGACGGUAGCCAGGACCGCUUGGUCGAAGCAGUGGUCAAUGCAAACCCUCGUACCGUCGUUAUCAAUCAGUCAGGGUCCCCAGUCACGAUGCCAUGGGCUGACAAGGUGCCGACAAUUCUCCAAGCAUGGUACCAAGGUCAAGAGGCUGGCAAUGCACUAGCCGAUGUAUUAUUUGGCUUUGAGAACCCCAGCGGAAAACUACCUUGUACAUUUCCCAGACGCAUCGAGGAUACACCGGCAUACCACAACUGGCCAGGCGAGAACCUUCGCGUCCUGUACGGCGAAGGUCUCUACGUCGGCUACAAGCACUACGAUCGUUCACGCAUAGCACCGCUAUUUCCGUUCGGACACGGUCUCUCCUACACAAGCUUCGAUUACGGCCGAAUUUCUUUGAGCAGAAAAUCGCUCGGGCCCAAUACACCGAUUCAUAUGAUAAUGGCUGUGUCCAACAUUGGCUCUGUCGCGGGCGCCGAGACAGUUCAAGUGUAUGUGCGAGAUGAGAAGUCCAAGCUCCCUCGACCUGAGAAGGAGCUUGUGGCGUUUGAGAAGGUUUUCCUCGAGCCCGGCGAGACUAAGCAUAUUACUAUUGCACUGGAAAAGUACGCCGUUGGGUACUACGAUGAUUCACUGCGAUCGUGGAUUGCAGAGGAAGGUGCUUUCAAGAUUCUUGUUGGCGCGUCCUCUACGGACGUCAGGCAAACUGUCUCCUUCGAGGUUGAAGACUCCUUCACUUGGAUCAAGUGA